AUGGAACUCGAUAUUUUACCCGACAACAACAUCCCACUCUUCUCUCCAGAGAUAGCAGCGUCCUUCAAGUCUCCCGAAUCAUUCCCAACUCAGCUUCCCACAGACGAAUCACAACUUGUCAUUGAAGGCUUGUCCUUCGCAACGAGGAGAGUAAAAACUCAGAGUCCUGCGCAAGAACUACUUCUAUCUGAAGAAAACGCUCGCCCUCUUCUCCAGCGUCGUGCCACCAGUCAACAGACGCCCUCCUCGAUGUUGCCCAAAGCUGGUACCAAAUCUGCCGCUGCAGCAACCGGAUCAGUCAUCUCAAUUACCACAGAUUCCGCACCAGAGUUCGCCCUUGCUCCAAUGGAGGGCCGACCCAUCAACUUCGGUGUAGUUGUACCUGGCGUUUACCGCAGCAGUUACCCAAAGGCAGACGACUAUGCCUUUUUGAAGGGCUUGAAGUUGAAGACGGUAGUCACCCUGGUUAAGAGAGAUGAAAUCGACCACGAGUUCGAGUCCUUCACCGGUGCCAAUGGCAUCCAGCAAAUCAUCUUCAACAUGAAGGGAACAAAAAAGGAGGCCAUUCCUUCAAGCACAAUGUCUUCCAUCCUCGACGUUGUCCUGGAUCGCCGAAAUUACCCUCUACUGGUUCACUGCAACCACGGCAAGCACCGCACCGGUUGCGUCGUCGCCGCCGUCCGCAAGCUGUCUGGUUGGACCGUCGACAGUGUCGUCGACGAAUACAAGACUUACGCCCAACCGAAGAUUCGGGAAUGCGACGUCGAGUACAUUACCGGAUUUGAGCCUGGCUCCCUGACCAUCAGCUCACUUCGGUCGUUCCAGGGCGAAAGCUCGCGAUUCACUCCGGUUCAAGUCCGGUCAUUCAUGAGGACCGUUUUAUUUACUGCUUGUGUCGCCGCCAUUUGGCUAUUCUCUGGCUCUCGGAUGGCCAUUGCCCGCGACAGCAUUACCAAAUAA
This is a messenger RNA of Trichoderma gamsii, 960 nucleotides long. RefSeq lists its product as hypothetical. Gene Ontology annotation, biological process: protein dephosphorylation. The transcript is spliced from 3 exons. Bases 1 to 960 code for a protein of 319 amino acids. Gene Ontology annotation, molecular function: phosphatase activity; inositol diphosphate tetrakisphosphate diphosphatase activity. NCBI's taxonomy places the organism in Eukaryota, Fungi, Ascomycota, Sordariomycetes, Hypocreales, Hypocreaceae. Gene Ontology annotation, cellular component: cytoplasm. The record is from RefSeq and is a predicted model, not a curated record.